This is a messenger RNA of Procambarus clarkii (red swamp crayfish), 2553 nucleotides long. RefSeq names its product fap1 adhesin-like. The record is from RefSeq and is a predicted model, not a curated record. Lineage: Eukaryota; Metazoa; Arthropoda; Malacostraca; Decapoda; Cambaridae.
GAUGAAAUCUGGUUGCAUGGCAACAUUGAGGUCUGCUCUCACCAGACCUUGCAGGACUGGUGGUGGCGGUGCAUUCAGCGCUGGAACCUCGUCACGAUCACACAUACCCGACAAUGGUGAGCGUGAAAGUGGUGUUGCUGGUGGCGGCGGCGGUGGUGGCGACAGAGGCCAUGCCACAGGGCUUCUUCAGUCAGGUUGGGGACUUGGCAUCCUCAUUUGCCUCCAGUGUUCGAUCCACCGCGAACACAGUGGCUGACCAAGUGAGGGAAACUGCCUCCAGCGUUGGGGACUCUGUGUCUGAAGGGGCUACACAGUUCGGCUCAUCUGUGAGAGAUACUUUCAGCGAAGCAGGGGACACAAUAUCCAAAGGUGCCGCACAGCUCGGCUCGUCUGUGAGAGAUACGUUCAGCGAAGUAUCGGAGGAUGCACAAAAAGCAGAGGACACUGUGUCUGAGGGCGCCCAACAGCUCGGCUCAUCUGUGAAGGAGACCUUGAGUGAAGCCCUGGAGGGUGCCCAGAAAGCGGGAGAGUCCGUGGCUGAGGGAGCAACACAACUCGCCUCAUCUGUGAAAGAUACUGCCAGUGAGGCAGUUGAAGGAGCAAAGGAAUCUGUAUCUGAGGGCGCCACACAGCUUGUUUCGUCUGCGAAAGACAAAGCUAGUGAGGUUGCGGAAAGUGUACAGGAAGCGGGACACUCUGUGUCGGAGGGUGCAUCCCAGCUUGCCUCAUCUGUGAAAGACAAAGCUACCGAAGCGGUAGAAGGCGCACAGGAAGUAGGACACUCUAUAUCUGAGGGCGCAUCCCAGCUUGCUUCAUCUGCGAAAGACAAAGCUACUGAAGCGGUGGAAGGCGCACAGGAAGUAGGGCACUCCGUGGCUGAGGGCGCAACACAGCUCGCCUCAUCUGUGAAAGAUACUGCCAGUGAGGCAGUUGAAGGAGCACGGGAAUCCGUAUCUGAAGGCGCCACACAGCUUGCCUCAUCUGCAAAAGACAAAGCUAGUGAAGUAGCGGAAAGUGUCCGGGAAGCGGGACAAUCUGUGUCGGAGGGCGCAUCCCAGCUUGCCUCAUCUGUGAAAGACAAAGCUACCGAAGCGGUGGAAGGCGCACAGGAAGUAGGACACUCUAUAUCUGAGGGCGCCACACAGCUUGCUUCAUCUGCCAAAGACAAAGCUACUGAAGCGGUGGAAGGCGCACAGGAAGUUGGACACACUAUAUCUGAGGGCGCCACACAGCUUGCCUCAUCUGUGAAAGACAAAGCUAGCGAAGUGGUGGAAGAUGCACAGGAAGCGGGGCACUCCGUAUCUGAGGGCGCCACACAGCUUGCUUCAUCUGUGAAAGACAAAGCUAGCGAAGUAGGGCAUUCCGUGUCCGAGGGCGCCUCGCAGCUCGGCUCAUCUGUGCAGGACACGGUCGGUGAGGUGGUGCAGAGCGGACGGAAAAUAAGGAGCAACAACAUAGAGUUUGAGGACUCACUCACCCCCAGGGACCUCCUGUCUAACUUACCCUUCAGCAGCGUCUUCGAAAUGGCACAGGAAACCUUGAAGGAGGCCGGGCAAUUUGCUGAAAAAAUUAACAGAAGUGGAGGGGACAUCAAGGAUUUAGAUGCUGAUUUGAAUUAAUCUGACUACUUAGUGAAUCGAACUCCGCCAAGUUAUUGAUGCCGUCACAAAAUCUUGUUUGAAAAGUAAAUGAUACAUACACAGGAUAUUGUUUUCUGUGGUUUGUGAUACAUAGUAUUUGUUUCACGCGAGAGCUAGCGAAAAUCCUUUCAUUGGUGAUGCCAUUUACAGGUUCAUGUGCUGAGAAUGCCAGAAUUGCUGAAAACUUAUCUCAGCCAGACUGUUUUUAACUAAUUUAAAUAUAGUUCUACCGUCGAUAUUUUGUGUGGUUGUGCCACAAGAGCCCACAUGUCAAAAAUUAUUUGUUACUACUACUACUACUAUUUUAUAAACCCUGAAUUAUCCGAAUUAUAUUCGGGCAAAAAUUGUAAGUGAAAAUAUUAUAGAAUGUUCAGAAGUGUUUUUCCUAUUUUGAACAUAUGCCAUUUUUGGAGGUUUUUAUAAUUUGGUUUAAAUUAUCACAUGCGCCUGUGUGGCAUAUAUAGUCACAUGCAACUUCAAUUACAUAGUUUUUGUGGUGAAAUAUUUGUUAAUUUAUUGUUGUGAAGUGAUUUGAUCAUUUAAUCUUUUAUAGUUCAUGAUACAGAAGCGAUAUAUCAUUUUAUCAAACAGCUUGAGUGUAAAACAUUAAUAUUGUAUACCUAUAAAAGUCUAAACAUUGUGAUAUUAUAUUUUGUGAGGGCUAAUAAUACUAUCUAAUAAAGAGCUAAUAUUACUUACAUUAGGCUGGGUUGAUUUUAAAAUUUUACAUAUAAUUAAGGGGGGGGGAGAGGGUGUGCAUGAUAAGGAAAUCAAAUUAUAAAAUUAUCAAAUGUAAGUUGCUUAGCUUAGAGACUGUACCCGUGGUCGUUUUCGAGCCCAUUGUCAAUAUAUACAUUCUGUGUAACUAUCAAGACUGUAACUUGCUUAGCUAAAUGAAUGUUGGGAUUCUGUU